Neocloeon triangulifer is the source of this 2088-nucleotide messenger RNA. Its product is annotated as ubiquitin-conjugating enzyme E2 Q2. Gene Ontology annotation, molecular function: ubiquitin conjugating enzyme activity. The transcript is spliced from 7 exons. Lineage: Eukaryota; Metazoa; Arthropoda; Insecta; Ephemeroptera; Baetidae. Gene Ontology annotation, cellular component: nucleus. The record is from RefSeq and is a predicted model, not a curated record. Bases 139 to 1266 code for a protein of 375 amino acids. Gene Ontology annotation, biological process: protein polyubiquitination.
GGUCGAGCGCGGCCGAGCGAUUCCCUCACGGCAGCAGCCAUUUUCUGUGAAAGUUGAGUGGCUCGCGAGUGAAUUUUCGUGAAAAUCACCUUGAUUUGGCUGGAAUUGGGGCGCUUCGGAUGAAUCGUGCACUGACAGAUGGCUUGCCUUAACAACCUGAAGCAAGAAAUCAAAACUCUGGAGGCCAUCUUUCCCAAAAACCAUGAACGAUUGCAGAUCUACUCUGCCAGUGUCGACGAGCUGAGUUGCAGGUUCGUCGGCAAGAGUGGCAAGAAAUACGACAUCCACGCCAAUAUCACCGAAACGUACCCGUCCACACCUCCUGUCUGGUUUGCCGAGUCGGAGGAGACUAGCAUAACCAAUGCGGUCCAGAUCCUCUGCAACACCUCAGGAAGAGACAAUCAUGUUUUGCAUCAAGUGCAGAUCCUGCUGCGAGAGCUGUGCCGGCUUCACUCGGUGCCGCUGCCAAGGGAGAUGGACCAGCUUUCGUUAGACUUUGUUUCGGGCUUCAAUGCUGGCAACCCGGUGCCGCCGAAGCCCGACGAAGAAAUGGAGGAUGAUGAGGACGACGAUGAUGACGAUGGCGAAGAGGACCUGCAUUUAGAAAUGGACGAAGUGGAAGUGCCAUCAAAAAGCAAGAGCGAUGAGAUGGAGCAGGAGCACCUGGCCACACUCGAGAGGCUGCGGCAGAACCAGCGCCAAGACUACCUCAAGGGCUCCGUGUCUGGCUCCGUCCAAGCCACCGACCGCCUAAUGAAGGAGCUUCGGGACAUCUACAGAUCAGACAGCUUCAAAAAACGUAUUUACAAUGUGGACCUGGUGAACGACAGCCUUUAUGAGUGGAAUGUGCGUCUAAUGAGCGUUGACCCCGACUCACCGUUGCACAACGACCUUGUCAUGCUCAAAGAAAAAGAGGGAAAGGACAGCAUCCAGCUCAAUAUAAUUUUCAAAGAGACGUACCCCUUUGAGCCACCGUUCGUCAGAGUUGUCCACCCUAUGAUCUCAGGCGGCUAUGUGCUGGUGGGUGGUGCCAUUUGCAUGGAGCUGCUAACAAAACAAGGCUGGAGUUCUGCAUACACAGUAGAGGCAGUGAUAAUGCAAAUCGCUGCCACUUUGGUGAAGGGCAAGGCGCGCAUCCAAUUCGGAGCAACCAAAGUCUGCAGCCAAGGCCAGUACAGCUUGGCUAGAGCCCAGCAGUCUUUCAAAUCUCUGGUGCAGAUUCACGAAAAGAAUGGGUGGUUUACGCCUCCAAAAGAAGACGGUUAAUGAGUGCACCACUUGUUCCCCCUCCCCAUUCACCAAGGACUUCUGUUACAAACCCGCACUUUGUUCGAGAAUCGUUCAUCAAGUUCAUACUGCACACUGUAAAAAUUCAUGUGAAUAGUUUUUGCGCAUCGAAGCCGUGACGACUUCCUGAUUUCCAAGUGAAGCUCAAGACAACAUUCAGUGGCUCUCGGUGCAACAAUUUAAGCAAGCAACUGCAUUUUCAGUUCUUGAAAUCGAAGUAGAAAUUAAUAGAGAUGUGGUGCAAGUGAAUGGUUUACGAGAUGAUUGAGUUUUCCGCUGUUGAAAAUUAAUAAAUGCUUCCUUUUUGCUAUGUAAGAUUUUUGUACGACAAUAUUAUCAAAAUUGGAAUAACGAGUAUGGGCGACACUUUGAUUGGUUAUUCAGUUGAGUUUGAAUACUCGGGAAUGUGCAACACUUGUUUAAGAAGAACUUCUUGAUGAAUGCUAUGAAUAUUGAAUGCUGCCAACGUGCUGUAAAUACAAGUAAAAUGCAGCGAUGUGUGAUAUUUUUAACAGACUAACUGCGAAUAAACAAACACUGAUGAUAAAAGUGAAAACCAAAACAAAAAAGGAAAAAAAAAUUAUCAUAUGCAUCAGCAUGUGAAGGAGAUGAUGGAGCUGAAGAUACAUAUAUAAAACAACUGUGUAGCCAUUGUGUCUGUCAUUCAAGAAAGUGAGCAAAAAAAUUUAAAAAAAAGAAUGAAAUUCACACAGCACAUGAAAUCACCCACCAUUUGCAUGAUAAUAGCUGAGAAAUCAGAGCACAUUCCAAACUCUGAUGGUUAAAGGAAAUAUUUAAAAA